Synchiropus splendidus (mandarinfish) is the source of this 3192-nucleotide messenger RNA. RefSeq names its product striatin interacting protein 1 (gene strip1). The coding region runs from base 23 to 2470 and encodes 815 amino acids. Gene Ontology annotation, biological process: cytoskeleton organization. Lineage: Eukaryota; Metazoa; Chordata; Actinopteri; Syngnathiformes; Callionymidae. The record is from RefSeq and is a predicted model, not a curated record. The transcript is spliced from 20 exons. Gene Ontology annotation, cellular component: cytosol.
AUUUGUACAUGACCGGAAAAUAAUGGAUCUCGGUGGAAACGGUGUGGCUUUGCCUGUAAACAAUAAACAGAGGGCCAUGAUUCCCAAUAAAAGCAGAGGAGAAUUCACCAGAAACCAAAGGAAAGAUUCGGAGGGUCUCUCUGAGUCACCGGACUUGGAGUUUGAAUAUUCCGACACAGACAAAUGGGCUGCGGAGUUGUCAGAGUUGUAUAGUUACACUGAAGGACCAGAAUUUGCCCUCAACAGAAAAUGCUUUGAGGAGGAAUUAAGAGAACAUGUGUCUGACAAAAAGUGGACGGAGCUGGAUGCUGCUCAGCACAGAGCUCAUGCAAUGCGCCUUUUGGACAGUCUGGAGGUGAUCGCUCGGGAGAAGAGGCUGAAGGUCGCUAGAGCAAUUCUUUACAUGGCGCAAGGAACAUUUGCUGAGUGCGGCUCUGAAGCGGAGGUCCAGCACUGGAUGAGAUACAACAUCUUUCUACUGCUGGAUGUGGGGACCUUCACUGCGCUGGUGGAACUGCUCAACAUGGAGAUUGAUAACAGUGCCGCCUGCAGCAGUGCUGUGAGAAAGCCGGCCAUUUCUCUGGCCGACAGCACCGACCUGCGAGUUCUGCUGAAUAUAAUGUACCUGAUGGUGGAGACCAUACAGCAAGACGACCCUGCUGACCAGCCUGAGUGGAGGCUGAUCCGGGAAACUUUUAGAGCUGAGCUGGGCUCUCCACUGUUCAACAACGAGCCCAUAUCAGUCAUGCUCUUCGGUAUGGUGACCAAGUUCUGCAGUGGUCAUGCGCCUCACUUCCCAAUGAAGAAGGUGUUAUUGCUGCUGUGGAAGAGCAUCCUGUUCACUCUGGGUGGUUUCGAAGAGCUUCAAACCAUUAAGGUUUGCCAGCGUGAGAAGUUGGGUCUUCCUCCUCUGCCUGAGGACAGCAUCCGAGUCAUACGCAGCAUGAGAGCCGCUUCUCCUCCUGCAUCUGCAUCUGACCUCAUAGAGCAGCAACAGAAACGAGCUCGCCGAGAACAUAAAGCUCUGAUCAAACAGGACAAUCUAGACGCCUUUAAUGAAAAAGAUCCUUACAAAGCCGACGACUCUCGCGAGGACGAGGAUGACAACGACGACAAUGACAACACGAUAGAGACGGAAACUUUCCCCAUAGAGAGGGACGAAGUGAUGCCCCCACCUAUUCCUCAUCCACCAUCAGAGAGGGUCUCGUUUCCAAAAGGUCUGCCGUGGGCCCCUAAAGUCAGGGAAAAAGACAUUGAAAAUUUCCUGGAAUCCAGUAGAAGUAAAUUUAUUGGUUACACUCUUGGGAGCGACACAGAUACGGUGGUGGGUCUGCCCCGGCCAAUACACGAGAGCAUAAAGACUCUGAAGCAGCACAAGUACGUUUCUAUUGCUGAGAUUCAGAUCAUCAAGGAAGAGGAGUAUCAGAAAACACCACUGUCUGGGGGUGAAGAGGAGGUGGAGAUGUGCGCGACAGAGCUGCUCUAUCAGGGAAUUCUACCCAGUUUACCUCAGUAUAUGAUUGCGCUGCUGAAGAUUCUUCUGGCAGCUGCUCCCACUUCCAAAGCCAAGACGGAUUCCAUCAACAUCCUGGCAGAUGUGCUGCCAGAAGAGAUGCCGACCACAGUUUUGCAAAGCAUGAAGCUCGGAGUUGAUGUGAACAGACACAAAGAAAUCAUUGUCAAGGCCAUCUCUGCUAUCCUGCUGCUGCUCCUUAAACACUUCAAACUCAACCACAUCUACCAGUUUGAGUUCAUGGCUCAACACCUGGUGUUUGCCAACUGUAUCCCCCUCAUUUUGAAGUUCUUCAAUCAAAAUAUCAUGUCGUACAUUACAGCUAAAAACAGUAUAUCGGUGCUGGACUUCCCUUACUGUGUGGUGCACGAGCUUCCAGAGUUAACGGCAGAAAGCCUUGAAGCCGGAGACAACAAUCAGUUUUGCUGGCGGAACCUUUUCUCCUGCAUUAACCUGCUACGGAUCCUCAACAAACUGACCAAGUGGAAACACUCCAGGACAAUGAUGUUGGUGGUGUUCAAGUCUGCUCCCAUCUUGAAGAGGGCCCUGAAAGUCAAGCAAGCCAUGAUGCAACUCUACGUCCUGAAGCUCCUCAAAGUUCAAACCAAGUACCUAGGGCGCCAGUGGCGGAAGAGCAACAUGAAAACAAUGUCUGCCAUCUACCAGAAGGUCCGCCAUCGGCUCAAUGAUGACUGGGCUUAUGGGAACGACCUGGACGCUCGUCCGUGGGACUUCCAGGCCGAGGAGUGUGCGCUGAGAGCAAACAUUGAACGGUUUAACAGCCGGCGCUACGACAAGAGCCACAGCAAUCCAGACUUCCUCCCUGUGGACAACUGUCUGCAGAGCGUUCUGGGGCAGCGGGUCGACCUGCCGGAGGACUUCCAGAUGAACUAUGACCUCUGGCUGGAACGGGAGGUCUUCUCCAAACCUAUAUCCUGGGAGGAGCUGCUGCAGUGAAAAAAAACAACAACAAAAAACUGCCCUGACUUUUACAAAUAGUUCACUGCAUGAAGACGAUGGAGGCUCACUGCCAUGUGAACGGAAUGGACCACAACCAAAUGGUUUACGGUUUAAUUGAUGAAUUUAAUAUUGUGGUUUUAUUUCCUUUUGUAAUGUUUCUUAAAUCUCAAAAUCCACAGACUUUUUUUUUGGUGCGGCAUCAACCUGCGGCAUCUGCCUCAUGAACAGUACAUGACUAUGUUCGCGCCUCUUUUUAGUGUGUUUAGAAUAAGUCCAGGUUUUAUCAUUCUGAAUUUAAACCUGAGGCACCGUGAGACUACGGUCAUGAGUGAAUGAGUAUUGUAUGUCUGUAAAUAUUCAAAUCAGAUCUCUAACCCUUUGGCCUUUGACUCUCACUGCCUGUAGGAAACAGACUUGGCUGACCUGCUGCAACUUUGUAAUUGCAUUAUAUUGACUGAUUUAUAGGACUUUUGUUAUCAUCCACAGCCUCAACAGUUCCAGUUAUGGUUGUGCUUUAUUUUUUUUACUUCUCUGUCCCCCCAGAUUUAUCAGUUAAACAUUGUGUUUUAUGAACUUUCCUCUUCUUCAUUUUUUUUUUUACUUAUUUCUCGAUUAAGACAUGAAAUGGCUUGUAUAUUGUUGGAACUAUUUAAUAUAGAUUUGUUUGUUUCGCUUACAUUGUCAUUGUGAUACAAUCAGACACCUAACUGGUCAAUAAA